UUUCCUAAUUAAUAAAUAAACUGUGGUUUUCAAAUAGAAGUAAUGUAAAAAAAUAAUGGGGAUAAAGAUCCGAUGAUGAUGAUAGCCGAGUAUCGAGAGCACAGCUUGCAGGCACGAGACAAUGCAUGGCUACGGAACGUUGGUUGUGUUCUGAAUGCACACCUGCUCCUUAUACUCUCUACCCCCAACCUUUUAAGGAAAGGACGAUAUAAAACUGGCAGGGCGGCCGUUGGUUAAGCCAGUGAGCUUUCGGUGGUCGAACCAUAAAUGUUCAACGUUUAAUUUUUACAGACGACAACGAUCGUCAAUAAUAUUUAAUAACAGAACAAUAUAAUAUAGUAUAGUUAGUAUAUUAGUUUAUUAGUUAUUUAUGAUUUAUUCGAUGAUAAUAGCCGAUUAUCAUAUAGAAAAAUGACCAGAAAAAGCUGGCUAUUGUGUAUAAUAUUCGUAGUGGUCGUUACGCGAGUAGAAAUUUAUGGUGAGGAAAAUAUUUCUGACGCUAUAAGAUCGCUACGGGAACAAGUAAAUGCUCUUCUCGAUCACCGGCAACAGGAUUACAACGCUCUUGAAGCAAGCUUGAAACAUGCGAUCGAGAAAAAUACAGAAUUGUUUGUUCUGAAAAACGAAAUUAAACAAUUAAGAAAAGAAAUAACCUCUCUACACGGUGGUAAUGGAAACGAGGCAAAAAACGAAAAGUUGCGUGUAAGAUGGUUAGGAAGCGCGGUUACCGAACUUCAAGGAGAAGUUGCUGAAGUUCUUCGUACAAGAAAUGUGAGCGAAGAACUUGCCGAGAGAUCCAGAAUGAAAGGUGAACUUGCACUUUUGAAGGGGGAUGUUGCUGCAGUUGGAAAAGGAAUUCGAAAUCUCGGUGGCAGAAUAACCAAGAUCGAAGCUGUCCUCGGAACAAUUCGCGUUGAUAUUGCCGCAAUGAAAGAACGGUUUAGUUUGCUCUUUCGUACUUAUGCCGAUAUUUCCAGCCAGUUGAAUUCAAUCCAAAUCGAAGUAAAGUCUCUUAAAUGCGAUUCCUCUUCAGUUAAUGUGAAUUCCUUGAUUGAACAUAGAAUAAAUGUUGAAAGAGGGGAAGAAGGUAGAGAAAGAGAAAUGGAAAAAAAGACACGAACAGUGACAGCUGGUACGGUAGUGGGAACAGUAUCGUCGUAUUUAGGCGAGUCGAGCACAGGGAAUAGCGAUCCCAAGACUACAGCUGUCGCGUCACACAGUAUUCCUCGACGGAGACUCGUAAGAAAACACUAUUUGAAACAAAAAGGAUAUCGAAUGCGAUUGAAUGAUCGUUUGAAAAGUCUCGAACAUAAAAUUUUUCUCACAAUGAAAGAACGAGUAUCAUUGGAAAAACGUAUUACGAUGUACGAGAAUCAAGAAUGGUCUGGUUUAAACAAACGUAUAAAAAGUUUAGAAAAGGCUCAAAUCGAAUUAUCUCGAAAAAUUUCGAAUAUCAGUAACAAGAACGAAAUUUUCACGAACAAUAUCGAUCAAUCACUCGGCUCACGAUUGUUCGAUUCAUUACGAUCUCUCGAAGACGCCGUAGAAAGAAAUAAUUCGUCUACAAAAUGGGAAUUGAUGCGACUCGGUGUAAAUGCCGCUCAAAAAGCGGCUGAACUUUCGUUAACCAGAGAAGAACUUAACAAUUUACGUCGUACCGUACAAGCUUUAAGCGUCAGUGCGUCUAAACUUCAAGAGAGGAGCGAUAAACAAGAGAAAAUGAUUGAUCGAUUAAAUGCUACUUGUUCGAUAAUCGAUUUUUAUCGAUCUUCGAUUACCUCGACAUUACUGGAAUCGUCAAACGAUACGUUUUCGAAUUUUGAAGAACUCGAAGAUCGAUAUCAUUUAAUUCGACAUAAUUUGACUAGUGAUUGUAUGCAAAACGAACCUAUAAACGAACCUAUCGAUGGAUUAAGACUUUUGGAAACAGGUAAAGAAGGCAGACCGAUAUUAAUUUUUUGUCACGAAGGUUGGAUCGUAAUUGCUCGUCGUAUUGAUGGAACUCUCGAUUUCGAUCGCAAUUGGAAUGAUUAUUCUCUCGGUUUCGGAUCACCGAUCAGUGAAUAUUGGAUCGGUAAUGAAUUCCUUCAUAGACUCACCAAUUCUGAUAAUUGUACCAGUCUUCGUAUCGAUAUGUUAGACAUUUACGGCCAACAUUGGCGUGCUGAAUACGAUUCGUUCAGGAUUGAAUCAAAAGAAAAUGGUUAUAGAUUAAAUGUUAACGGGUAUUCCGGUAACGCGACUGAUGCUCUAUCUUAUCAGAAUGGAAUGGCUUUCAGUGCAAAAGAUCGGGAUAUGGAUACUAGUACGACUCAUUGCGCCAGAAAUUAUCAUGGCGGAUGGUGGUUUAGUCGAUGCCAACACGCGAAUCUGAAUGGAAAAUAUUCUUUAGGUCUAACAUGGUUUCGAUCCGACAUUAAUCAAUGGAUGUCAAUUGCUUCCUCAGAAAUGUCCAUACGCAGGAAUACCGAUUGUCGAUCAUGAUAAUGUUCGAUUAUUGAAUUCCUGUUUUUUAAAUACCAAAGAUUUAUAUUAAUUCUUUUUCUAUCGCAUAAGAUAUUUUAUCAUGAUGUCGUUCAUGCGAUAUUAUAGAUGAAAUAUUUCUCAUUACAAUGUUUCUUAUUAUGACAUUAUGGACGAGAUAUUUUUUAUUAGGAUAUGAGAUAUUUUAUCUAAAAAUUCAUCAAUUUUUUGAAAAGAAAAUUAUUUAAUAUAUAGAAAACAUCAUAAUAUCAGUGAAAAUAAUUUUUUUCCUUAUGUUGCAUUAAUAAUAUUGUUA
Molecule: messenger RNA, 2779 nt
Organism: Apis dorsata (giant honeybee)
Lineage: Eukaryota; Metazoa; Arthropoda; Insecta; Hymenoptera; Apidae
Product: protein scabrous-like
Exons: 3
Coding region: 412-2484 (690 amino acids)
Source: RefSeq, a predicted model, not a curated record